Trichoderma harzianum CBS 226.95 is the source of this 1101-nucleotide messenger RNA. RefSeq lists its product as hypothetical. NCBI's taxonomy places the organism in Eukaryota, Fungi, Ascomycota, Sordariomycetes, Hypocreales, Hypocreaceae. Bases 54 to 953 code for a protein of 299 amino acids. The transcript has 3 exons. The record is from RefSeq and is a predicted model, not a curated record.
ACCACAUUCAUCGCAAGAGACCUGCUGCCGCAAAUAUUCUCUCCUGCAUGAAAAUGGGUCCAAAAACAGAGGCAUCACCAAGAAUGAAGACCACAGAACCUACUGCAAGAUGGCCUGAGCAACUGCCGGAACAGGGAAGACACAAUGCCAAGCUCCGUCGCAUUGUUGUUGCGCAACAACCAGAACUGCACUUCAUCACUGCUACUCUGCCACAGGACAUGAAUAAUGUACAGGCACUAAGCCAGAUCAGAUCGCAUGUAUCCAAGGAGUCUCACGCUCGCCGCCGCCGAGCUCUUGCUGAGAAGCUGGCGCUGUAUCACGCGAACCGGACCAGCCUCAAACAACAGCUGUGGGCUCGUGUUAGCGAUGUCAGUAAAGACGCUUGCAGUGUUUGCUUCCCUUGGCCUCUCUCUAAGGAUGAAUUCUUCUUGUUCAAUUUCUUUUUGGAAUGGGUAAUUCCGAACGGUUGGACCGAAUGCAUCACCGCAGAAGCCCAACAAGCCUUCCAAAGAGGCAUGAAGUCAGUUUUUCUUCCUGUUGCCAUGGAAGACAGGAGCCUCUUUACGGCCGUCAUGUAUGUGUCUGCCCGAAGAUACAGCCUUAUUUCGAACAGUCCCGCAGAAGCUGAAAAGUAUCACGAGCGGAUGAUACAUUACCUUCUGCUAUGCCUACAAAAAAUAAAACUCGUCAUAAAUAUGCAAAGUUACCCAACAGAUGCAGCUAUGGCCCUGGUACUCUGCAUGGCUACUGAAGCAUACUGGGAGGGGCAACCGGAAGCAUUCCAAAUUCAUGGACUGGCCUUCACCGAAAUGGCUGAAGCUCGUAGAGCACUUCCAGAGAGGGGGAAAGUUGAUACAUUUUUAUUGGAGAUGGCAUCGAAAUCCAUUUACGAUCCGAGGUUUAAUAUUGUGAUGGGACCUUCUGAUGUGAGCGAAUUGGGCAACAAACAUUAAAGAAUGCGAGUUUCAAUAUUUUAGGGAAAACGCCCUGUCCUUGUAUGGCCUAAAUGACGACUAUUCUUAAGCCUCCAUCUUGAGGAAACAUUCAUGAGUUACUUGUCUCGAGAAAAUGACGAGAGUAGUAUACUUAUCUUGCUUUAAC